Molecule: messenger RNA, 1170 nt
Organism: Benincasa hispida (wax gourd)
Lineage: Eukaryota; Viridiplantae; Streptophyta; Magnoliopsida; Cucurbitales; Cucurbitaceae
Product: abscisic acid receptor PYR1-like
Biological process (GO): abscisic acid-activated signaling pathway
Cellular component (GO): cytoplasm; nucleus
Molecular function (GO): protein phosphatase inhibitor activity; signaling receptor activity; abscisic acid binding
Source: RefSeq, a predicted model, not a curated record
GCAAAAUUUAUUUUUUAAAAAUAAAUAAAUAAAUAAAGUUUGAACAAAAAGUCCUCUCUCUCUCAUCCGUCUAAAGCCCGACAUUUGGAAAAGAAAAGCGCUUAACAGAGAUGGAAAAGGGCGAACCGUCAGAAAUCGACCACCACCAGACCGCCACCGCCACCGUCACCGCCCACCACCUCGCCUUCCCGGCCGGAUUAUCUCAGCAAGAGUUCGACAACCUGAAACAACUCAUCUUCGAGUUCCACACCUACGAACUCCGCCCCGGCCAAUGCUCCUCCCUCCUCUCUCAACUAAUCCGAGCGCCGCGCGAUGUCGUUUGGUCCGUCGUCCGCCGCUUCGAUAAACCUCAAACUUACAAACACUUCAUCAAGAGCUGUACCGUCGCCGAAGACUUCGUAAUGACUGUAGGAUGUACCAGAGACGUCAAUGUAAUCUCAGGCCUCCCGGCGGCAACGAGUACAGAGCGGCUCGAUAUACUUGACGACGAUCGGUAUGUGACUGGUUUCAGUAUCACCGGCGGUGAGCAUCGGUUAAGGAACUACCGGUCUGUUACGACAGUUCAUGAAAUGGAGCGAGAUGGUCAGAUCUGGACCGUCGUUUUGGAAUCGUACAUCGUGGAUGUGCCGGAAGGGAAUACAGAAGAGGAUACACGUUUAUUUGCAGAUACGGUUGUGAAAUUGAAUCUGCAGAAGCUUACAUCCGUUACUGAAGGAAUGGUUCGUGCCGUUGAUUCUGCUGUUGUUGCUGCUGCUGCUGCUGCAGGCCAUAAUAUCUGUGUGAACGUUGAGAAGAAGGAUUUGGCAGUUGUGCUUCUGGGCAUACUUAUUUCGUUCUGCAAUGCAAAUUGAAUAGAAGGAGAGAAGAAAAAGACGAUCGGAGCUGUUUGUGUGGACUUGUCGAAGCUGGUGGAUGGUCUCGUUGAAGUUGGUCCCAUUGGAGAAGAAGAGCACUGGAAGAAUAAUCAUAACAAGAAAUAAUGGUAAUUUUGUAAAAUUGUUUGAUGAUGAGGUAAGCAAAAGGUCAAAAUUCUUAAAUUUAAAAAGUGGGGCAAAAAUCAUUUUGGGCCUUGAGAAUGGGUCUUUUAAUCAAUUUUCUCGCUUUUGCUCUUGUACUGGUUCACUUUCUUGCCUUUUUUCUCUACACUUGGUUUAUUUGACGUUUGUAAAA